AUGGCUAUCACACCUGCUCUCGAGAACCUCAACAAGGGCGACGCUCCUUCCCUAGCACUUGUCCACCCUACCGAAGCCGAAAAGCAGAUACAAUUCAAACUCAAUGGGAGUGAAUGGCGCGGUGCACUCUCCCUUCCCGCCUACCUCCGACGUGAGGCUACUCUUUCACAACAGGCUCUCACGCGCGAUGGCGGCAUCUCGUACUGGAUCUUGGUUGACACAUCUUUACCAAAUAACCCUUUGGAUCCAGAUUCGGGCACUCGACUGCCGUUGGCGAGCUGCGAAACAUACCGGAAGAAGGCACUCGUGUGGCAAAACGGAGAACUGAAGGAGGUCAUAUGUCACGGUAUUGGGAGUGUUUUCUGUGCAACCCAUCUGCGCAAGCGGGGAUAUGCGCAAAGAAUGAUGACGGAGCUUGGGAAGGCGUUGAAAACUUAUCAGACAGAAGAUGGACAAGAGUGUCUGUUCUCGAUCCUAUAUUCUGAUAUCGGGAAGAAAUUCUACAAUACCUUUGGCUGGGAGCCUUUUACUUCAUCACAUGUCUCCAUUCCUGGGACCACUUCUCAGGACACGAGCAGCUUACCCACUGCCCGUCCUUUGUACGCAGAGGAUCUGGAGGAGCUGUGCAGGAUCGACAUGGCCUCUGUCCGCCGGAAUCUAGAGUCGCGACCGAAGGACAGCAACACUGCAGUCGCUCUGAUACCCAAUAUCGAGACUAUUCGGUGGCACCACGCGCGUGAAGAGUUUGUAGGUAACGAGCUGCAUGGCAAGCAACCAGAAAUUAAAGGCGCUGUUGUCGGUACGGAGAAGGGCAAACGCAUUUGGUGUUACUGGACAAGAAUGUGGUACAACGGAAAUCCUGCUGAAGCCAAGGGCAACACGCUGCAUAUCUUACGCCUGGUCAUUGAGGAUGGCAGUUGGGAGGGUUCUUCGGGUAGUACGAAUGGCACAUCCGUGAACCAGGGUCACGAUGCUGCUAUUGCAGCACUAUUAGCCAUGGCGCAGCAAGAGGCACAGAAAUGGAAGAUGGAGCAUGUAGAGAUGUGGGCACCCUCACCAGCGGCGCUAGCAGCUGCGAAGACGCUGGACCCAGCUGCAGAGGUAGUUCAUAGGGACACGGAGAGCAUCGCGUGCUUGCAGUGGUACCCUAAACACGAUGGACCAGUGGCUGACAAAAUUGACUGGAUCGCGAACGAGAAGUAUGGCUGGUGCUGA
This is a messenger RNA of Alternaria burnsii, 1215 nucleotides long. RefSeq lists its product as uncharacterized. Bases 1 to 1215 code for a protein of 404 amino acids. The record is from RefSeq and is a predicted model, not a curated record. Lineage: Eukaryota; Fungi; Ascomycota; Dothideomycetes; Pleosporales; Pleosporaceae. The transcript has 2 exons.